UUUACAGGCUGGAGGAAUUAGGACAACCCUUUACGUAGACUAUAAACAUACACCUUUUGCGGCUGAAAACAAGCGUGAUAUACCCCUCGCAAGAAAGGGAAAAAAAGACAUGGGAGAAACUGUGACCCGGGCUGCAGCUGCCAAGUUGUUGAAGAAAGCUUUCUUGGAGGCCCUGCAAUCAAAUGACUAUAAAACUCUAGAGGAGCUUUUGAAUGAAAAACAAAUAGAUGUGGACACGGUAUUUGAAGUGGAAGAUGAAAACCUGCUCUUGGCCUCCUACAAACAAGGAUAUUGGCUGCCCAGUUAUAAAAUGCAACACUCAUGGGCAACUGGACUCCAUUUAUCUGUUCUGUAUGGGCAUCUGGAAAGCUUGAGGGUCCUGUUGAAGCACAAUGCAACCAUCAACUGUAGACCAAAUGGGAAAGCGCCAAUCCAUAUCGCUUGUGAAGUCACCAAUCUGGAUUGUGUCAAGAUACUUUGCAGUCAUGGAGCAAAAACAAAUUGCUACUCAUUGAGUGGACUUUCUCCCUUGCAUUAUUGUACAACAAAGCUAUCCCUGCCUUGUGCACAGCAGUUAAUCUGGAAAGGUGCUGAUGUAAACAUCAGAACAAAUAAUCAAGAUGAAGAGACUCCCCUCCACACAGUUGCUCGUUGUGGCAUCCCAGAAAUGGUGGCAUUUUACGUGGAGAACGGGGCUCUGGUUGAUUGUGUCAAUGCGCACCGAGAAACCCCCCUUGCUGUUGCCGCAUACUGGGCCCUUAACGGCCGGGAGCAGACCUAUAGCACGGAUCACCACUUGAUCUGCAGGAUGCUGCUUGACUAUAAUGCUGAUGUCAAUUCACGGGAUGAGGAUUUCCGGACUCCCAUCCACAAAGCCGCCUGGAACUGCGACCAUGUAUUAUUGGACAUGUUGCUAGAGGCAGGCGCUGAAGCCAACCUCAUGGAUGACAAUGGAUGUGGUCCCUUGCAGUACGUCCUGAAAGUGACUGGGGUGCGACCGAGCGCCCAGCCUCAUCUUUGCUUCCAGCUGCUCUUAAAUCAUGGAGCUGCCAGGAUAUAUCCUCCUCAAUUCCAUAAGGUUUUGCAAGCUUGCUGUGCUUAUCCAAGAGCAGUUGAGGUGAUCGUGAAUUCAUAUGAGCACAUCAAGGCUACAACAAAAUGGAGAGCAGCUAUACCUGAGGAUGUCUUUCAGAUGCACAAGGAUUUCUAUGAAUCCCUUUUUGAAGCAUGUGCAAACACCCCACGGUCACUCAAGCAUUUAGCCAGGUGUGCUAUUCGAAUGAGAUUCUUCCGCAGAUACCGCAAAGUGAGCCCUUCCUUUUACAUUCCAGUGACUCUAAAUAAUUAUUUGCUUUUACAACCGGAAGGAAUAAUAUACUAAACUUCAUUGAAGAUAUUUGCCAGCCACCUAUGUUUAUAAAACUGGGAUGUAUUUACGUAGAAGAAGGAAAAUGUUUUCAAAGACAUCUUCACCUGAAAUUUAAUCUUUUGGACUAAAUGUACAACCAAGGGCCCAAUUGGGUCAUAAAAAGGGCUUGGAUCUACUACACACUAAAUGUAGACCUAUUUCAUAAUACAUUACCUCCCCUGUUUAUGAUUUGAACCAAGACAUGGAACUCAACCCUUCCACCUCCUUUCAAAAAUAUUUAGUUACUAAAUUACAUAUACCCAUUCUUGUAAAGUCCAGGUUUCUUUAACAAUUGAUCCCAGAAAAUAAAUAUAAUGAAAGACGAAUGUGAUUAAAGCCCACGAUGUUCUUUGAAUAACCUUUGGGAUGCAAUAUGGUAGUAACAUACUUAUAUUUGAGGAUUUAUGUGUAGCUCAAAACCUACUACUCAUCCAGACAAGAAAAGUCAACAUAGUUGGAGAAACCCCAAAAUGUGUACAGUUGACCAUCCACAAAGUGUAACUGCCAGAUUAUCUCAUGUGAGCUGAAGAAGUUUGUAGUUCUGCUUUGUGGAGAGAGAUAUGGAUUAGAUUAGUGAUUAUAGCAAGUAAAUAGAGUUGCUGGCUCAGCUUCAUCUUAGGUGUUAUGCCUUAAGUGCCAACCAGUUUCGCACAGCUUAUCAUUCAAAUACAAACACACUAUAUUUUCCUGUUUGGAAACUAAGAUUUAGCAAAAGGGGUUCCGAGGUCAAGGUGAAAUGAAAGGAUUAUUCCUUCUUACUUAGGAAAUAGGAUGAGGAACAUUUGAUCUAGUCUAUUUGCUUCUAGCGAGAAGGUGAAUGGAGGACAGAGUGGAAGGUGAACCCUGAUGCCACAAUGCCUGGGAGGGAAGAAGGAAGCUAACCAUCUGAUGAGUUGCAGAAAGCAGAGGAAGGGAUCGUUGUCUUAGUGUAAUGUAUCAUCCCGUUGCAUUUGAAAAGCCAUUGUUUUGUUUCACAAAUUUAUGUUUUCGACCCUUAUUCUGUUCUUUUCUGCAAAUACAUGAGCACAUACAGUC
Molecule: messenger RNA, 2443 nt
Organism: Anolis sagrei ordinatus
Lineage: Eukaryota; Metazoa; Chordata; Lepidosauria; Squamata; Anolidae
Gene: ASB4
Product: ankyrin repeat and SOCS box containing 4
Biological process (GO): intracellular signal transduction
Molecular function (GO): protein binding
Source: RefSeq, a predicted model, not a curated record